This is a messenger RNA of Labrus bergylta (ballan wrasse), 2478 nucleotides long. RefSeq names its product leukocyte receptor cluster (LRC) member 1 (gene leng1). The record is from RefSeq and is a predicted model, not a curated record. Lineage: Eukaryota; Metazoa; Chordata; Actinopteri; Labriformes; Labridae.
AACUGGUUCCUGUAGGCUACUCUGCUGCAACCAGCAAGAGCAACUUUUCUUACAAGUUAGUGGCGGUGUCUUCGUCUCAUUUUGAAUGUUGAUUAUUCGAAAUGAUGAGUUUGUUUGAAGAGAACAGGUAAAAUGUCUCUGCACGCAGAUAUAUCAUAGAAUUGUGACGUCAGUCAGCGUCAAGGUAGAAACGUAGCAAGCCUGACUAGCGUUAGCUACAAGGGGAACAUACAAGGUAAGGCAGCGCCAAGCGAGUGACUUUGGCCAAUUUUAGCGCCCUAGUCAUUUCACCGAGUCUUCUUGCAACACGGUGUUUGCUGUCUUCACCUACGUUCCCCUUUCCACUAAGCCGGGUAGUAUCCACUGUCGUCAAGGCAACCAUGAACAUUCUUCCGAAGAAGAGCUGGCACGUUCGCAACAAGGAUAACGUCGCGCGAGUGCGGAAAGACGAAGCCCAAGCAGCUGAAGAGGAGCGCGAGGCAAAGCGUCGCGUGGAACGUGCUGAGCAAGAGGCACGUACAGAGUAUUUGAGAAGGAAAUCCAGGGCUGCUCUCCAGUCCGAUGGAGAGACCAAGUAUGAUGUUGAUGAAGGACGGACUGCAGGAAGUGAAGUUUUGGAGCAUCUCAAUCUUUUUCCCCUGGAGGAGUCCUCAGAAAAGAAGGGGAAUGAGGAAUAUCUCAAAGAAAAGAAAGAUGAAACGGAGAAACAGGAACGAGCCAUAGGCUUGCUGGUGUCUCUGGGGCCCCAACCAGGGACGGAGGUCACACCGUGGUACAUGAAAACCAGUAAAGAAAAAGAAGAGGAGAAAGAAAAAGAAGAAAGCAAAGAAAAAGGAAAAAGGAAAGGAAUUAGUGAAGAGGAGAAAGAGAAGAAAGACCGCAGACUGAAAGACAGUUUAGAUCCAUUAAAAGAUAUGAAGAAAGCGCUGGCUAUAAAGGACAGAAAACAUCACAAGGGCAAGAAAUCUGAAAAAAGAGACAGAAGGGAAAAGAGGAGCAGUGGAGAGAGUUCCAUAGAAAGGCUUCGUGCUGAGCGUUUGGAGAGGGAGGCAGAAGAAAGGAGGAGAGCUCGAGCCCUGCUGGACCAGAGGAAUGGCAAGGGGAAGGAGUCGACGAGGGAAACGACUGAGAGGGAGAGACCGUACAACAGUGCAUACUUCCCAGAACUAGCCCGAAAGCGUCAAAGAAGGGAUCGAGAUAGCUGGAGAGAUGAAAUAUUAAAGUCAUGAACAAUCUUUAUUGGUCAUGGAACAAGUGUGAUCUGUGAUGGAGGAUCAGUGGACAGUUAUUUUGUGUUUUUUCAAAGGCAGUAAAUGUGAAAAAACCAGAGGGAAGAAGGUAACAUUGGAGAUGUGCCAAAUUAGGAAACAUACUUGUGCCCUGGUUCAUUUUUAUUUAUUUAUUUUUCAUCCAGAGUGGAUCAUUCAUGCAGGAGAGUCAGAUUUAGUUUUGGGUUCCUUGGUCUGUGCAGCAUUUGCUCAUGAUCAUGUCUGCAGAGCAGGUGGUGGCCUCACAGGGGGCUUGAAGUCCAGGCUGUCAGCAAAAAAACAACAUUCAGUAACAGCUGUUAAAAUCUUUUAUAUUAAAGCAUAAAAUUAAAUUGGAUUAUAAGGUGACAGAAGUUCAGACAGGAAUGUAGCUGCACCAAAUGACAGUAUUUGUCAAUUAAUAUAUUGAUUAAAAAAAAACAAAGAAUUUGACAAAUUUCAGGCUAAACCAGUCUUUGUUUCAAGCAGGCCAAAUGUAUGCCACUAUUUAUAGUGAUGAGAAAAAUUAAAAACAGAGUAAUUCAUUAAUUUGAGCCCUAGGUGGGAUCACUCAGUACAUAUGCUUUACAAUAAAACACAUUGUUUAAGUUCAACCUGUAAGUGAAAGUCAUUAAUUUAAUUUUUCUUAAAACUGGUCCUUGCAAGAGAAAUACCAUUUUUUUUUUUUUGUCUAUACUAAAAACAAUGUAAAGAUUUUUUUUGCAAGAGUCAUUUCAGCAUGUCACAUAAGGAAAUCACGUUUUUUUUUUCUAAGCUAACAAUAACUUUAUUCUCUUCAGUUUAAGAGUCCUGGUAUUUUGCAUGCUGGUUUACUGGAACGCUGCCAUUGUUCUUCUAUUAACACAGUGCAAUUGUACUACUAUCAGACAUGAUAUCUGAUGUUAAACCCCCAACUCUUACAGCAAUGUCAAUGAGCAACACAAAAGAAAGACAUUUACUGUUUUGCUGUAAGUUACUUUAAGAAAUGUACACAAAGGGAAAAAACUACUGAAAUACAGCUUUCAGACUUUCAUAAAACUGUUAUCUGUUGUUUUCUCAUACUAUCAGACAUGAUAUCAUUGAGCAGAAACAAGGUCUCUAAAAUGGUCAUAAAGUAAAGUCAGUACAUGAAAAAACUGAGUAGUCUGUUGUUUUAAAUAAACUGGCCAAUAUAAAUUGUGCCCAAAACUGGAUUGUAAUUAUUUGCUGGAAAAUAAAGAGAUUAUUUUAA